AUGCUCCCUUCGCAAAAAGAUAUCCUCUUCUCAGGCGACGUCUUCGUUCGCGACGAUGGCCACGUCGACCGCGACUUCGAAACACAGCAUCUCGGCUGCUUCACCGGCGGCAUGUUCCUACUAGGCGGACAAACCUUCGGCAUCGCCGACCACGUCCGCACAGGGCUGGCGUAUUCCGCCAUCAAAGAUGUCAGGGUGAUGGAUGAGACGGAGAAGGAGGACUCUAUGGAGCUUGACUCGAUUAUCGAGAACCCUAUCUUCAUCCGCCCAGAGCAUGUGGCAGCAGAGCCCACCAAGCUAAUCGCCAAGAAGCGUGGCAUGUCGUUUUCCGGAGGCGACAUCACCGUGUGGAGUAAAGACUCCGAGGCCGACGCGGAGUCUCAUGAUGAUAAUGACAAGCCCCCGCCGUCGUACAUUUGCAAGGGCAAAGCAGCCUCAUGGACGCAGAAACGUACCGUGUCAGACGCUGCAGGCCUUGCCCUGUUCGAGAUAUGCCGCAAGUCGACCGGGGUAACGUGGUUCGCCCGUGUGCCCGGCCACGACAGCCAGGCGGGCGACAGACCGCUCGUCACACUGGCCAUGGAGAGGAGCGCCUUCCAUGACAAGUUCGACGUUUGUGUCCACGGCGGAAACGGCAACGACUUGCGGCUGAAAGUCCGCGGCCAGGACACCUGGAAGCUGCGCACGAACGUGUACUGGGGCGACAAGGUGGUAAUGACGACGAAGAGGCAGGGGAAGCUUGAUAUUUACGUCCCCGGGAAAAGCCUUGACAUGAAGAAAUCCUCGUCUACUGGAGUGGCCACCGGGGCUGCGAUUGGUGCUGGCGCUGGCGCAGCUGGAGGGGCGGCGGCGUAG
Diaporthe citri is the source of this 855-nucleotide messenger RNA. RefSeq lists its product as uncharacterized. The record is from RefSeq and is a predicted model, not a curated record. The coding region runs from base 1 to 855 and encodes 284 amino acids. NCBI's taxonomy places the organism in Eukaryota, Fungi, Ascomycota, Sordariomycetes, Diaporthales, Diaporthaceae. Gene Ontology annotation, cellular component: membrane. The transcript is spliced from 4 exons. Gene Ontology annotation, molecular function: calcium ion binding; mannosyl-oligosaccharide 1,2-alpha-mannosidase activity.